This is a messenger RNA of Cynoglossus semilaevis (tongue sole), 2227 nucleotides long. Its product is annotated as interphotoreceptor matrix proteoglycan 2-like. NCBI's taxonomy places the organism in Eukaryota, Metazoa, Chordata, Actinopteri, Pleuronectiformes, Cynoglossidae. The record is from RefSeq and is a predicted model, not a curated record. The coding region runs from base 23 to 2227 and encodes 734 amino acids. Gene Ontology annotation, biological process: visual perception. The transcript has 5 exons.
AGGAGGAGGAGGAGGGUCCCUGAUGUUGGACCUGGACUCACUUCACUUCAUCAAAGGUGAGACCACCAUCUUCACCACCAUCUUCACCACCAUCUUCACCACCAUCUUCACCACCAUCUUCACCAUCAUCUUCACCACCGUCUGUCUCUGGUGUCUUCAUGUCCACAGCUCCGGUUCUUCUGCCUGCUCUCACCUCCACGUCCACAGUAGAUCUGAGGAACCAGGUGAGAUCUUCAUCAGAGACAACCACUGGUCUGGAUGGAGGUCAGUGAAGACCACGUGGUGUUUCAGGUUCCACCUCACCACAAUGUCGUGUUUCAUCUCUCCUCAGCCUGGAGAACCAGAGGAGUCGGAGGCCCCAGAACCUCCAUCCGUGGACUCUCUCACACCUGUGGAGAAGGAGAACGAAGUGAGCAGGGAUUCUUCUUCUUCUUCUCCUGUGUCUGAGGUGGAGUUAGAAGCUCAACCAUCAACCACUGGAGAUGAAGGAGAAGAAGUUCUCAUCAUCACUCAGGAGAUCCAGACUAUUCACGCAGAUGAAACUGCUGAACUGGUGCGAGGAGACCUUCUGGAUCCCACCAUGGUCCUUCAGCCAAAGACAGAAGCUCCAGGUCCAGGUGAAGAGGAUCUGGUUCCUGAGGUUCAGGACCUCCACACCUCCACCUCCAUGACCGUCCUGACCACAGCUUCUGUCGGAGGAGGUCCGUCAGAAACUGGAGCAGCAGCAACAACGGUGUCAGCCAUCACCGGCCAACCGCCCACCUGGUCCACCACUGACCUUCAGGAAGAUGAAGAUGCAAACGUUCCUUCAGAGGAGGAACUGUACUUGGAAACAGGAAUCACAGUGACGGAACCGAUGACAGAGUGGGAAGUUGAAGCUCCGCAGGAACCACUUCAGGUUUUGGAGCAAGAACCUGAUGAAGCUGAAGUUCCUGAACCAGUUCCUGUUCCACCGUCAGGAGACCCUGAGGUGGAGCUGUGCGAAGACGAUGGAGACGAUGAAGGUGAUGAUGAAGAUGAUGAUGAAGAUGAUGAAGAUGAUGAUGUUUUGGGGGAGGACGGCGUGGAUGAGGCUGAGGAAUCACUGCAUGACGUUUUAGAAGAACCAGUUCCUGAGGAAACAGUUCUGGAGUUAGCAGAAGAAGCAGCCACUGGAAAACCAAAAGAGAAACUUCCUGAAUUUUUAGAGGAAACAACUCCAGCAGAAGAAACGGUUCCCGAAGAUUCAGAGGAAAUCGUUUCUGGGGAACCGGAAGAAACAGUUCCCGAAGUUCAAGAAGUCCACCUAACGGAAGAAGAAGACCUCCUUCAGGUUGUUGACCAGGACCUGGACCAGGAUCCAGAUCUGACGUUUCCAUCGGUACCAGCAGAUGGAAAUGUUCACAGCCCAGAAGAAGCAGAAGCUCAGAGUGAUCUGGAGACAGAACCGUUACCUGCUAACCCAGCUGAGUUCACCGUGGAGUCUGGACUCCUGGAGGAGCAGGACUCACAGACGGACCAGUCAGAGCUGGUCACGGAAGAAGACCUGGAGAGCUCAGCUCCUGACAGCUGGUCUCCAUCAUCCCCUGUCCAAGACCUGGACCCGACGGUCCAAGACCUGGACCUGCGACGGGUCCAAGCCCUGGACCUGGCCCUGGACCCGACGGUCCAAGACCUGGACCUGGACCAGACGGUCCAAGACCUGGCAGUAGAACUGGAACAUGAUGGUCUUCUGGACGAGAGCGGUGCCUUUCCCGUGACAGGUGACGAGGGGGAGGAGGUGCAGGAAGAGGAGGGCGUCACCGCUCCGACUCCCACACUGAGAUAUCUGACCACGCCCACCAUGACCACGGCCGUCCACGGCCAUGAGCUGGUGGUCUUCUUUAGUCUGAGGGUCACAAACAUGAACUUCUCUGAAGAUCUUUUCAACAAGACCUCGGUGGAGUACCAGUCCCUGGAGAACACCUUCCUGGACAUGCUGCUGCCGUACCUUCAGGCCAACCUGAGCGGCUUCAGGAACCUGGAGAUCCUGAACUUCAGGAGAGGCAGCGUGGUGGUCAACAGCAGGAUCAAGUUCUCCAGGUCGGUGCCGUACAACGUGACCGAGGCGGUCCACUGUGUCCUGGAGGAGUUCUGCACCAGUGCCACCAAAAACCAGCACAUCCACAUUGACUCCACUUCUCUGGACAUAGAACCAGGUACCAGGACCAGGUACCAGAACCAGAACCACAGCUUCUGGUGUCACUGA